AUGAGUCAAACAAGGAAGAAAACUUCCUCAGAAGGAGAAACUAAGCCCCAGACUUCAACUGUCAACAAAUUUCUCAGGGGCUCCAAAGCUGAAAGCAGAAAACAGAACAAUGACCUUAAAACAACUGAUUCCCAACCCAGCGACUGGAUACAGAAGACAGCCACCUCAGAGACUGCUAAGCCUCUCGGUUUAGAAAUGGAAUUGAGAUCCAGUAUGGAGAAAAAUGAGCAUUUCCUGCAGAAGCUGGGCAAAAAGGCUGUCAACAAGUGUCUAGAUUUGAAUAACUGUGGAUUAACAACAGCGGACAUGAAAGAAAUGGUUGCCUUGCUGCCUUUUCUCCCAGACUUGGAAGAACUGGAUAUCUCCUGGAAUGAUUUUGUAGGUGGAACCCUCCAUUCCAUCACUCAGCAAAUGCAUCUGGUCAGCAAGUUAAAAAUCUUGAGGCUGGGUAGCUGCAGACUUACCACUGACGAUGUUCAAGCACUGGGAGAAGCACUUGAGAUGAUUCCUGAACUUGAAGAGCUAAAUUUGUCUUGGAACAGUAAAGUGGGAGGAAAUUUGCCUCUGAUCCUUCAGAAGUUCCAAAAAGGGAGCAAGAUACAAAUGAUUGAGCUUGUGGAUUGCUCCCUCACGUCAGAAGAUGGGACAUUUCUGGGUCAACUGCUACCUAUGCUGCAAAGUCUUGAAGUACUUGAUCUUUCCAUUAACAGAGACAUUGUUGGCAGUCUGAACAGUAUUGCUCAGGGAUUAAAAAGCACCUCAAAUCUGAAAGUACUGAAGUUACAUUCAUGUGGAUUAUCACAAAAGAGUGUCAAAAUAUUGGAUACUGCUUUUAGGUAUUUGGGUGAGCUGAGGAAAUUAGAUCUUUCCUGCAAUAAGGAUCUAGGUGGAGGUUUUGAAGACUCGCCGGCUCAGUUGGUCAUGCUAAAGCAUCUUCAAGUCCUGGAUCUUCACCAGUGCUCGCUAACAGCAGAUGACGUGAUGUCACUGACCCAGGUCAUUCCUUUACUUUCAAAUCUUCAAGAAUUGGAUUUAUCAGCCAACAAAAAGAUGGGCAGUUCUUCUGAAAACUUACUCAGCAGGCUCCGAUUUUUACCAGCAUUGAAGUCAUUAGUUAUCAACAACUGUGCUUUGGAGAGUGAGACUUUUACAGCUCUCGCUGAAGCCUCCGUUCACCUCUCUGCUCUGGAAGUAUUCGACCUUUCUUGGAACAAGUGUGUUGGUGGAAACUUGAAGCUGCUUCUGGAAACACUAAAGCUUUCCAUGUCUCUUCAAGUGCUGAGGCUGAGCAGCUGUUCCCUGGUGACAGAGGACGUGGCUCUCCUGGCAUCGGUCAUACAGACGGGUCAUCUGGCCAAACUGCAAAAGCUGGACCUGAGCUACAAUGACAGCAUCUGUGAUGCAGGGUGGACCAUGUUCUGCCAAAACGUGCGGUUCCUCAAAGAGCUAAUCGAGCUGGAUAUUAGCCUUCGACCAUCAAAUUUUCGAGAUUGUGGACAAUGGUUUAGACACUUGUUAUAUGCUGUGACCAAGCUUCCUCAGAUCACUGAGAUAGGAAUGAAAAGAUGGAUUCUCCCAGCUUCACAGGAGGAAGAACUAGAAUGCUUUGACCAAGAUAAAAAAAGAAGCAUUCGUUUUGACCAUGGUAGGUUUCAGUAAACUGAUUUCCCUUGUCCUGCUGAGCUACAAACCAUUCUCCGAAGGAAAAGAACAUGAACGAAUUCCAGAGUCAUGAACUGAAUUUCAACUUCUGGGCCGUUUAAUGGGACUUCUAU
This is a messenger RNA of Pongo pygmaeus (Bornean orangutan), 1775 nucleotides long. RefSeq names its product leucine rich repeat containing 31 (gene LRRC31). The coding region runs from base 1 to 1659 and encodes 552 amino acids. The record is from RefSeq and is a predicted model, not a curated record. NCBI's taxonomy places the organism in Eukaryota, Metazoa, Chordata, Mammalia, Primates, Hominidae. The transcript has 9 exons. Gene Ontology annotation, molecular function: protein binding.